AUGGGCCACCACCGCCAGGAGCUACUGUGGGCUGUCAUCCGGGCCAUGAGAGUGCAGGUCGUCAAAACCAAUGACAUUGUGGUUCACCAGGGCCAGGUGAGCCAACAGAUGUACAUCGUGGCAGAGGGCGUUUUCGAGAUGCUGGCACGAAGGCCAGACGGCAGCUGCGUCACGGUGCUGAGCUUACGGGAUGCUGGAAUGUGUGGAUGA
This is a messenger RNA of Effrenium voratum, 210 nucleotides long. Lineage: Eukaryota; Dinophyceae; Suessiales; Symbiodiniaceae. The record is from the annotation of a GenBank genome assembly.